AUGGGAUCUAGAUUACGGGAAAAUGUUAAACAACUCUUUGAGUGCUUUUGCGAGGUAGCAGCACCAGUGGGGGAGAAACCAGCGUGGAUACUUCAGAAAUAUCCAAAUUCUUUUUUAGAUGAAGAAAUACUUAAAUCUGUUCCUAAAUUCGCAUACCCUUGUGAAGUUGAAAAUUUGUUGGUGCAACACUUCUCCUUUGUACUCACUAGUAUAGAUUCAAAAUGGACUUUUGGAUUUUGCCGUCAUGAUCCUAAAACAGAUACAGCUUUGGUAGUUCUGAGUGCACUACCAUGGCAUGAAAUAUUUUACAAGUUACUAAAUCAUAUUGCAUCCCUGACCAGCAAUGCCAGUGGAGAGGAUCUGUGGAAGUUUCUUGAAAAUCUUUAUACAUGUGGAGUUCCAAUUCCUGGAAAUUCCAUAUCUAUUCCUUUACCAAAUUCUACUGCGAAUUUUGUUUGCCAAAGCCCAAAACAAUUUCAACUUCCUAGUAUUCCAGAAAAUAGAAAUUUGACUGAAUAUUAUAGUGCUGUUGAUUCAUAUAAUAUGAUGAUAGUAUUUGCAUCUAUGUUAUAUGAACGUCGCAUUAUUUUUACUUCAAAACGUCUGUCAAGAUUAAGUGCAUGUGUACAAGCAUGCAAUGCCUUAAUUUAUCCAAUGAUUUGGCAGCAUAUAUACAUCCCUGUUCUACCUUUAUCGUUGAUAGAUUAUUUAUUAGCGCCUAUGCCGUUUUUGAUCGGAGUGCCGACGGCAACGCUUCAGAAAGUACGCAAGGGUGAUUUAGGGGAAGUUGUUAUCCUGGAUGCUGAUAAUAAUACAAUCGAAUCACCAUUCCAAGAUCUAGAGUCCUUACCUCAAGAUGUAGUGACAAGCUUGAAAAAAGCGUUACGUAAUAGACCUGCUCUUCUUGGAGACGGCGUAUCAAGAGCAUUUUUGCGCUCAUUAGUACAGUUAACAGCAGGCUAUAGAGAAGCAUUGACUUUGCAGCAGGGUGAACGUAUUACGUUUAAUCAAAACGCAUUUGUUGAAAGCAGGCCAUCGUCCAUGCAACCGUUUUUACGGAAAAUGUUGGAAUUGCAAAUUUUUCAACAGUUUAUAGAGGAAAGAUUGAACAUGCUCAAUUCAGGACUUGGAUUCUCAGACGAGUUCGAGAUGGAAGCCUGCAGUUAUUCAGCUAAAUCAAGUAGUAAAUUCAUGCAACAAUAUAGGGAAUGGACUUACACUAUGCGAAAGGAAAGCUCUGCGUUUUUUCGCAGCGUGAAAGAUAAGGCCAAUCCAGCAGUAAAGUAUGCAGUUAAAUCAGUCAAAGAUAAGGGGAAGGAUAUGAAAACGGCAUAUAAAGGACUAAAGUGGAAAGGUCGCUCUAAUAGAAGCGAGACAAGUAUGAGAUUUCACCAGCCGCGAUCAGCUCCCAGUUCACCCACGUUAGACAGAAGACCUAUGGGGUUUGGUUCUCCACCUAAAUCUCCAAACGGAUUGUCAGCAACUACUAGCUAUCGGAAAGAAUUGCGUUUGCGAAAUAGCAAUUUUGCUGAUACAAGUAGAAAACAAUACUCACCGUUAAGCCCUAGUUCUCCUGAGGAAUCUGAAUCUCCUCCAGAACGCAUAAACAUAGAUCUUAUGCACGAACUCCGGGACGUGAUAUUUCCAAAUACACCGCCCGUGGAUAGAACGUUGAAACCAGUACGCAGUUUAGACAGCUUGAGACCUGCAUGGAGUGGGCAUUUACGGCACGGCCCUCCACCUAGUAUUGUCAUUACAAAUCCAUGCGAAGUUUCCUUGAAAAAGCCAAUUUUAUCUUCCUUUCGUCCUCUUCCUUCGGAUAACUCGAUUAAACGAUCGAAUACAACACCUGAUACAAGUGCAGCAGCAAAGACAUUUCCUUUCAAUUCAUUAACUACAAAAUCAAACAAAACUGUGAAAGAAGUGGACAAAACGUCGCUUCUAUCCGUAUCAUCCACGUCAUACGAUCAAACCGCUAAUCCGAAUCGAUUUUUGCACGAAGUACAUGUACAUAAUGAUUUAACGGAAACUGUUGAUAAUUCGCAAUUGUGUAUUUGUGAAAAUGAGGAUGCUAAACCUGGGGAAAAUAUUUCUUCAAGAGAUGAAAAAUUCAAUUCCAAAGACAUUCUCACAAACACAGACUCUACCACGAGUAUAUGGGACAACGAGCCUUUUGAUAAAACUUUCAAAACAUCAAAUUUUCUUCACGAAGUUAAUGAGAACGACCCUUUUGACACGAGUAAAGUAUUCAUGCCUACCUAUUUGCAAACGCCACUCUUCAAAUCUACAAUUCCCUCGAUACCUGUGCAAUUUCAUCAUCCAUUACCACAUCCAUUCAAUACUACAUCCUGCUCUGCACAUGCUAAGGAUUCUCCCGAUGUUCCAGAUUUAAUACGAUUAGAUCCGACAAAUAGCAGUGACGAUUUCGACCCACUUUUAUCUAAAUCUUCCGAAUUUACAAACACAAGACAAAUGACUCAAUCGUUACAUUUACCCGAAAUGGGUGAAGGUCUCAGUAAUCCAUUAUACCCUUAUUUCCAACCAUUGCACAAAAGCAAUGAUAAACCGAAAACCUCCGAUAACGCGGGCGACAUGGAUUUAUUACAAGCAUAUGGUAUAGAUUUUAAUAAAUUUAGUUUAGCCAAUGGUGAUUUGUCUACCAAGAAUACUACUACAACGUGUAAUCGAAGUGUACCAGACAACAGUAUUAGUAAUAUUGAUACGUUAGAUACAUUCAGUUUAACGCUGAAUGCACCUGCCAUUAAGUCGCAAAAUAAUUGGACAAAAUUCGAAUAAAUUUUAGUAUAAGUAAUACAUAUCAUGAUUUGUAAAUACAUUAUUAGUAUUGUUUUGUUAUACAUUCAAAUAUGAUUAUCAUCGAAUAUGUGCAUUAACGUUUCCUUGUGAAAUCGUCUUAGAAAUCAGCAGAUAAUUGUUUUACUUUGCGCACAAUCAUUUGUCAAAAAAGAAAAAAAAAGGAAGAAAUGCUGUUUUGCACUAUAAAAUUUUAUACUCUCUCUCUCUGUAUAUGCUUUGUAUUAAAGAUUAAUAAUAUUUGUUGUGUAUAUUUCGUCAAUAGAAUACAAUGUUUAUAUUUUUACUACAUAACGCUAUGUCUGUUUACGUUACUAAGGAACUUAUGCAGUGUGAAACUAUCAUGUUAUUACAUAAACUUCAUUUGGCAGCAGCAGCGUAAUAAGAAAGGAUUCAAAGAAAUAAAUUAAAAAUUACAGAUUCGGAUAUAAUUAAAUAUUUUAAUGCUGGUAUAUAUAUACAAUUAAUAUCCAGCUCAUAAAGACAUACUGUAAUUAUAGAAAUAACAGUACUGUAUCGUGUAAUACUGUCGCACUUUUAAAAUCUUUAAGAUACAUCUAAAAAUCAUUUAUGUAAUUUUACUUUACAUUUUUUAGCUUUAUCUAAAUUCUCAUGAAAUACUCAAUCGAGUAUUAUUUCAUAAACAUUUGUAGAUACCAAAUACUCCAUUUAGAAACUUAUUAAACUAUAAUGGAAGCGACUGCUGAUAGAGAAGGAACGUAAAUUAAGUGAAAUGAAUAUAUAUACCGUACAAUUUUAUAGUUUAGAUUAUUGUUAGAUAUUGAUUAUGUCAAUUUUAAUAACUGUUGCACAUUUAUCGGCAAUGCUUUAUAAUAAAUUAAUGCGAAAAAAUAA
This is a messenger RNA of Odontomachus brunneus, 3669 nucleotides long. RefSeq names its product DENN domain-containing protein 1A. Gene Ontology annotation, biological process: endocytosis; endocytic recycling. Gene Ontology annotation, cellular component: intracellular membrane-bounded organelle; cytosol. NCBI's taxonomy places the organism in Eukaryota, Metazoa, Arthropoda, Insecta, Hymenoptera, Formicidae. Bases 1 to 2796 code for a protein of 931 amino acids. The record is from RefSeq and is a predicted model, not a curated record. Gene Ontology annotation, molecular function: phosphatidylinositol phosphate binding; guanyl-nucleotide exchange factor activity. The transcript is spliced from 15 exons.